CGAUCCAGGCCAUCCAGCCGAGCGAGUUCUCAAUGGCCGACUUCCUUCGUUAAAAAUCUUCAAUCUCGCCAUUUUUGUCGCUAAAGUCGCAUAAGCACAUUAAGUUGUCACAAAGAAAAUAGUCUAAACUUUUUCAACGGAAAAUUUAUUCGGUGAAAGCUACAUCGACGUUGGAACGAGUAGCCCUUGUCUCUUUAGAAUCGUGCGGUGGCUAUAUUAUUCAAAUCACCCUUCUACCCAGAAACAAUGACGUCACACACCAAUCACACAGUAUUCUGCAAAUAUGAUUGCACGGCUAAGCACUGUGAGCUGAUUCUUCGCCUUGCCUCUUGUCCAGACAACAAAAGACUAGUUAAAGGCUUAGCAAGUCUCAAACAGUCUUUAUAUGAAAAGCUGCAGGAAGGCUGGAACCCUCAUUCAAAUGUGGAUGACCCAUUGGAGGAGUUUCAGUGGCCUCUUGUUCACUGGGCCUGUGUGCUAGGCAAGGAUUAUGCUUUAGAAUGGCUCUUUAAAAUGAACUUUCGGCCAAAUGCUGUAAAUGAGAAAACUGGUGAAACAGCAGUUCACAAAAUGUUACACAGUUUGUAUGGGGUAUGCCAGCAUGGAGGUAUCUCAAUCCAGCAGACAUUUAGCAAGUUUUUGGACUUGCUGAGAAUGCUGACUUCACAUGAUUGUGACCUUCUGUUAAUUCCCGAGUCAUCUAAGGGCAACACAGCACUCCAUACAUGUGCAACGCUUAUCAUUCGCCAAGAAGGUGCCACAUCUGAAUUGGAAUACUAUGAAUAUUGUAUGACUGCCAUAUUACGCCGUAUAACAGCACACAAGACCUCUGUCACCAACAUUGCUUUCGAUGCUUUGAACUACAAAAAUAAGAAGAAUAAAACUGUUCUUCAUAUAUUGGCAAAAAAGAAUAUCUCUAUUAAUAUCUUGAGGUACCUUGUAAGGAAGUUUGGUGAUAGGAUUGACCUGAGCAUUGAAGACUGGAAGAACAGAACUGCUAUGGAUGUCGCAGUGAACAAAGGUGCAUCAUCUAUCGUGCAGCUUUUAAAAACAAUCGGUAAUAAACCUAUUAAGGUAAGUGGCUUAACCAAAAAUGGCGGGAAGAAGGCAGAGCCUAUUGAAAUACAAGACGAGGAGGUGCCAGAUAAAACUGACGAAGUGACGAGGAAAGCUGAAAAACAGAAUACGCCUAAACUAUCUUCAUUGUUUGAAAAGGGCAAAAGUGUAUCAGAAGUUCGAAUCAAGGAAUCAUUAUCAUCAUCAACAACAUCAUCGUCAACGUCAUCAGCAUCAACAACAGUAUUCCAUUGUGAUCAAUUCAUACCAGAAGAUGGUAUGGAACCUGUACUAUCUAGGUUAAUGACUCAUCAGUCAGAAAAAGUAACAUCAUCUGCGUAUGUGUCCAAAGAUACUUUGGGUGUGGCUAUGGAGGUUGUCUCCCUAAGUGGCACCGUAGAGAUUGACACUAGUAACGAGGUAGAUAUUCAAAGUGGGGAGCUUCUUGAGAGGGUUCAGGGCCACUCGUCCGCACCAGGAGCUCAGUUACAAGAAAGCGUAUCUAGUGGCGUCAAAGAUGAACUAAGUGAAGGAGCCUUUGAGGAAAAGAUUCCUGAAAGGCCCACUGCUUUUAGUCCGGCUUCUGUCGGCGUUGCGAGUUGUUCUUCGUCAGGAGACAGGUCAGUUAUCAGUCCUGACAGAGAUAGCGGCAUCGGGGAGCUUUUAGAAGGUAGAGUAUCAUCCAGUCCUCUAAUAAAGCUCAUACACGAAGAGAAAGACGUUGUGUCUAUCCUGCAAGCGAGACUCGAAGACAAAAGAGAGAGACUUCGACACGAGCUGCAUGAGUACACGCAAAACAUCCAGAGUAACCAGAAUCGCGAAGGAGCCACCGUCGUUACUCUUCGAGAGAUUCUGAAGGAGCGAGAUGAUCUGAUCAAACGCGACCUGCAGGAUGCCGGCAGAAGAGAGAAGCUUGUGAAGGAACUCAAGGAGCUGGAUGCUUCUAGAACAAAGACACGGCUUAGAAUGACAGAGAUAGAGCAAAAGAUUGCGGAGCUGAGGAAGGCUUCAGAGAGCUUCAGGUCAGACUUUACCAAGAAGAAGGAAUGCUAUAAUUACAUGAAGAGGAAGUUGUUAGAGUACGAUGAAGCGUUGAGUGAAAUCUCUAGUAAGGAAGGUUCUCAUGCUGCAAAAAAAGAAAAACUUUCCUAGUUAGUCGUGUUUUUUUUGCAGUAUAUACUGAUAGCUAGGCAAAAUAUGUUCUUAAUAUUUUCUACAUAAUUUUUGCCCCACAAACCCUGCAUGGAUUGGUCUGCACUUGCAGCCAUAUGUUUAUAUAUAGUUUCAGGUAAUUGUGUUAUUACAUCUCUCACCAUUUCGAACCAUACAUAAAUUUAAAUUUCUAUUUAUUGCCGAUUAAAGGAGAGGGGAGUUGAUCCAAAGUUGACUUACCCCUCCGCCAUUGCAUUUUUCUGUUCAAGUAAUUACAGUAGAUCUCAUACAUCCCUAGUAAAAGUUCAGUUCUAAAGGCUACCUUAUUACACUUUGUUAUCGCGAAGUGAAAAUUUUGCGAUUUUAUGCCGUCACACACGACACAUUAUCUCGUAUUUAUAUCUUAUUUUCGUAAAAGAAAAGGUCACUUAAUUUUCGUUUCUUUGUGACUUUUGUACAAUAAUAUCAAGCAAAAUAUGUGGGCCUGAAGAGUGCUUAAUAAUAACAAAAACUAACCAACAGAAAUAUAUACAAGCUGUGUGUAUAAACUCCAUAUUUGAUUCAAAGUCCUUUUUUGUACUCACUAAAUUUUCGCGCAUCCCGUUAUAUUUGCGACACGAUUUUCGAGUCACCUUAAAAAAUUGUGAAUAUGGCUAAAUUAAAGUGACGCGAAAAUAAUAUGUUAUAAGUAACGCGAAAACAGUAUGUUAUAAGUGCCCCAUCCCCCAUCUUUUGACGGUUAGAUUUAGAAUAUCCCAGGGGUAGCAAUCAUGUAAUGGAAUAAGCUUAAAAUAAGAAACUCUAAAACGUCCAGCUAGUACGGUCGUUCGCCUGCCAAAAGCAGAGAUCAAAAGAGAGCAUUUUUUUCUGUGUUUUAUUACAAGAAUAGUGUUGAAAUAUAUUUUACUUAUAAAGUACUUAUAAGUUAGAUAUAUGAGAAUUGUGUACCCUAAAAAAUAAAUGUAAAUAUAGAAGGUU
Nematostella vectensis (starlet sea anemone) is the source of this 3186-nucleotide messenger RNA. RefSeq lists its product as uncharacterized. The transcript is spliced from 2 exons. NCBI's taxonomy places the organism in Eukaryota, Metazoa, Cnidaria, Anthozoa, Actiniaria, Edwardsiidae. The coding region runs from base 247 to 2208 and encodes 653 amino acids. The record is from RefSeq and is a predicted model, not a curated record.